AUGGAUGAGUGGGCAUCGAACGCGGAGGCCCGCAUAGAGUUUGGGCGUAUAGGGCAGCUGAACCUUCUCUACACCCCACUACCAGGCAUUGUUACUCUGGUGGCUGCAUGCAGAGUACCCAAGCCGCCGCCUGUAGCUCGCCGGGCUGAGUUUGUGGGUGUUCCUUCUGCUGCUGGUACUGGUGCUGCUGCUGCUGCUGCUGGUGCUGCAGCAGCAGCAGCAGCAGCAGCAAGAGAUGCUGCUGAUGAUUGCUUCGAUAGAAUUUGGGGCGGCGAGCAGUCUCUCCUGUCUCCUUGUCUUUCUUUUUUAUCUAAACAAGAAGAAACAAUACAACAUAAAACACACUCUGCUGCUGCUGCUGCUGCUGCUGCUGCAGCAGCAGCAGCAGCAGCAGCAGAGGAAGCACUCAGCUUCGAUAGACUUAAACAUAUUCAGCUGCCCUCUAUUACCCUUGAUACUUCUGCUGCAGCAAACAAGCCCCCGCUGCAUGCAUCUGCUGCUACACAGCAGCAAACUCCUUUUCUCUCUACACCGCUGCAGCAGCAGCAGCAGCAACUGCAGCAGCAGCAGCAGCAGCAGCAGCAGCAGCAGCAGCAGAAGUUGUUGUCUCCUUACUCUUAUUCACUCCCCUCUGGACCCCCUCUCUCUUCUACCUGCCUAUACACCUCAAAGCCGCUGCAUGCAACCAGCAGCAAUCUGCUGCCUCCUGCUGCUCCUUUGCAUCUACUGCAGCAGCAGCAGCAGCAGCAGCAGCAGCAGCAGCGGAGGCUGCCUAUGGGGCCACCAGGUGUAUAUACACCUCAGCUAGCACCACAACUACACAUAUCUUCUCCUUCUGUUUUCUCUCCUUAUACACCUGCAGCAGCAGCACCCGUGCUGUAUACAACACAGAAGCAAACGCAUGCAGUGCCUCCACGCAGCAGCAGCAGCAGCAGCAGAGCAGCAGCAGCAACAGCAGCAGCAGCAGCAGCACCACAAUUCAGCCCAGCCUUCUUGCCUCCUACGCAUGCAACAACAGCACCAAGGCUUGGGGGGAUAUAUACUCUACCGCAGCAGCAGCAGCAGCUGCAGCAGCAGCUGCAGCAGCAGCUGCAGCAGCAACAGCAGCAGCAACAGCAGCAGCAACAGCUGCAGAAGUAG
Eimeria mitis is the source of this 1140-nucleotide messenger RNA. RefSeq lists its product as uncharacterized. NCBI's taxonomy places the organism in Eukaryota, Apicomplexa, Conoidasida, Eucoccidiorida, Eimeriidae. The record is from RefSeq and is a predicted model, not a curated record. The transcript is spliced from 4 exons. Bases 1 to 1140 code for a protein of 379 amino acids.